Messenger RNA from Pisolithus orientalis, 659 nucleotides. RefSeq lists its product as uncharacterized. Lineage: Eukaryota; Fungi; Basidiomycota; Agaricomycetes; Boletales; Pisolithaceae. The transcript has 3 exons. Bases 107 to 541 code for a protein of 144 amino acids. The record is from RefSeq and is a predicted model, not a curated record.
CGAUGACGUCGAGCCCCGCGCCGGCCUGCGUCAUGGUUACAAAAGUUUAUAAACCUGGGCGCUGUCGCCUUCGGACCAAGAAAACAUCCCACGAGAGAAACAGACAAUGGCACUGAACGAACGCGAUAAUGGUGCGAGCAAGGCGGCAAGUAUAUACCCUGGUUCGACCUCAAACCCUAAGGUUCCUGAACCUACUUUUGGGGAGAAGGGGACUGGUACAGGCGCACAUUUAAAGGGUCACAGAGAUGAUAUAAAGCACGCCCAGAGAGAUGCGAUGCAUACCCGCAGAGCAUCAGCGGGGGUCGUCGAGGGUUACCCGGGUAUCAUCGAAUCGUCCCACAUCGAACCUCUGGAUGAGGAAUACAAGGAAGGUGCAGGACGUGGGAGAACGAUGGGUCGGUCGAUCCCUACGCAGGGGCAAGGCCUAAAAGAACGUCUCGCAACUGCCGCUGAAGGCGCGGCCAACAUUGUUUACGGCGUCGCCACUGGCGAUCACCAAGCAACGAAGGCAGGAAAGGAAUCCCUUGGUUUCAACCAGUAAAGCGAUUUUUCAUACACCGAUUUCCUCUUGCUUGUAGGAUAGGAAAAGUAGUGGAUCUGGGGGAUACGAUUGUAACAUCUUGUGUGAUAUACCAAUAUUUGUCUAGCGCUAGGUCUUU